AUGCCAUAUUAUGCAGUAGCUAAAGGUAUAAAACCAGGCAUCUAUACAAGCUGGAACGUAUGUAAACAAAACGUUAGUGGUUAUAAAGGUGCAGUUUUCAAGAAAUUUGUAUCUGUUAAACAGGCCCAGCAGUUCAUUGAAAGCAAUUCAUCUACGACACCGUCACCGCAAACAGCACGAUCCCCAUAUGGAUCGAAGCUUUCCAAUUCAUCCAAUUAUACAGGAACAAUCCGGACUAGUAGCGCUAGAAAUGAUUUUCAAAAUAUAAAGCUUGAGUAUCACGAAUCGGUGCCUCAUUUGAAGGUUUCACUAGGAGCAGAAUAUCACAGUCGAACGGCAAAGUUUACUAGCCAGAGCAAUAAAGUAGAAGAUUCUGAUAUUAAGAUUCAGAAAAUUUAUGUUGAUGGAGCUUCGCGAGGUAACGGGAAGAUAAGAAUGCCUAUAUCUGGGUAUGGUGUUUUCUACGGUGCCAAUGAUGAGAGAAAUGGUGCUAUAUCACUCAAUCAGAUAGACGACGUAAACACCAAUAAACCAACAAACCAAAGGGCAGAAUUAUUUGCUAUUAAACACGCCCUAAUUGAUAUUGCUAAUGAGAUAAUCGAGUGUAAUGAAAAGAUUAGCACGAAGUAUGAGAUUUAUUCUGAUUCCCAAUACGCUCAAUCUUGUAUAACCAAAUGGUGCGAUGAAUGGAUGAAAAACAACUGGAAAACUUCACAGGGUAAACCUGUAAGUAAUAAGGACAUUAUAUCUAGCGUUAUACCUAUUCUAAACUACAUUAAUCAGUAUUACAACAAGCAUCAUUUUGGAGACUUACAGUUUUUCCAUGUUAGAGGCCAUAAAGGUGAUUAUGGCAAUGAAAUGGCAGAUAGACUAGCUAAUAUAGGUGCUGAUAAUAUGGAAAAGGAAUUAAAUGCCGAAUAA
Messenger RNA from Debaryomyces fabryi, 921 nucleotides. Its product is annotated as ribonuclease H family protein. Lineage: Eukaryota; Fungi; Ascomycota; Pichiomycetes; Serinales; Debaryomycetaceae. Gene Ontology annotation, biological process: DNA replication, removal of RNA primer. The transcript has a single exon. Gene Ontology annotation, molecular function: magnesium ion binding; nucleic acid binding; RNA-DNA hybrid ribonuclease activity. Bases 1 to 921 code for a protein of 306 amino acids. The record is from RefSeq and is a predicted model, not a curated record.